AACGCUCCGCCCAUCAAGUAGAGGAGGAUGCUGGAAUGAUAAAGCAUCAUGCAUCUAAUCUCUUUUGAGAAUUCCGCUGAACUGUUUUCUGAUGGACGUUUGAAUUAUUUGACGGCACGGACACGUGGAUAUAGAAACAAACUUGGCGAUGGUGAUACCAAGAGGAUAACUUCAACUUCAGGACAGCCACUGCCUUCAUCUGACACUUGCCUUCGUUGGACCGUGGACCCUAGUAAACCUGACCGAAUAACUUCAUAAUUCUGUUCUUCCAGCUGAUGGAAGAGAAGACACCCAUCAAGCUUGCCAUGGUGUCCAGACUGCCUAAGUUCGGUGUCCGCCCCACCACGGGGGUCACCAGCCCCCUGCCCAAUGGAACCACCCCUUCACCCCAAGACAGCAAGACCACCCCCCCAGCAAGACCCAAUGGGGUGGUCCGUGCCUCCUCCUUCUCUCUAAAAUGGAGGAAAGACGGUGGCAGUACUCCAACCACCCCCACUAGCCUUGAAGAUGAUGCAUGCCCAAAGGAGGGAGGGGACAAGCCCAAGACUCAGCACUCCACAUGGGGGAGGGAGAUCAAGAAACCGUCCCCAUCCACCCCUAAGAGGGUCAGGAGUUCUGGUUCGUCUGAGUCAUCUACUUCAAGCCCCAGGGCCAUCCCCCGCCAAGUCACAAAGACCAGCCCCAAGGCAGGGCCCAGACAGGGGCAGAGCGCCUCCUUCAGUGGAGGCCCCAAACUAGGCCAAAAUGGAGCUACUGAUGGCUCAGGACAGUCAGGUUUAGGGCUGGUGAGGCCACGGGCCAGCUCCAGCUCCCCGCGCAGCAGCUCUAGAGAUAGCCUGUCCCAGUCCAGUGACAGCCUCAAGUCCCUCACACUGGACAACAUGGUGCGCUCGCAGAGUUUCACCCACUUCAAGCAGAUCCCGUCCCCGACCAACUUGCCCAUGGCACGCUCCUUCUCCUUUAACCGGGCAGUGGAGCUGGCCAAGCCUCUAGCCAACACCCAGCUACAACCACCCAGGACCAACCACAUCAGACCCCACCAGCUGUCGAAUGGGAGGCAGGGCCUGGGGAUGGGCCUCGGCCUGGGGACAGGGCAGGGGGGGCUUCAGUAUCCUAGGAGCCUCUCUUCAGCCGGCUCCCCCUCCACAACCCCUAGUGCCCUGAAAAAACCUCUUCUCCCCAACUGUGUUCUGAACAAGCCUUCUGCUCUGGGCUAUAGACUGACACGGCCUGGCCAGGUCAAGCAGCAGAAACCCCUGUUUACAGGGAGGGUGAAGGGGGAGGUCAGGGCUGGAGGAGUGGGGGACGGGAAUAGGGCAGAGUCACCCCCCCUCACCCUCACUCCAGACCCCCUUAGUGACAGCGACAGGACCUCAGGGGGGCAGCUCAGGGGGACAGGGGAGGGGCUAGAGGACAUGUCUCUCUCCUCAGCCUCAUCGCUCUCUCGAGGAGACACCAGCGAGGAGUUCUUGGAUGACUUUGAUAACCUGGCUGAUGGGGAUGUCCCAGACAACAGGACGAGAGGUAGUACUGCCACUCAGACCCGCCUGCGGAGCUUCCUGAUUGAGACCAUGGACUGGAAUGAGAUGGGCCUCUCAGGGCGGAAGGAGGAAGUUGGGGUAAGGACAGCCCUUGACAUCCUGCCCCCAGAGAGGGGAGACUUCCUUCAGGGCUCGUCUCUGGAGCUGUCCCCCUCCAACAGCUCGGGGGGCACCUACAUGUGGGACGAGGAGGAUCUGGAGCCCCUGGGACCCAGAACACAGCCAUGUGAGAGCUAUGACGACUCAGACCGCCUCAACAGCAUGGACAUUCUGAACAACCUGGACCCCCUGGAGCCAGCUGACCUGGAGGAUGACGACCUCAUGCUGGACGUGGACCUCCCUGAGGACGGCUCUCUACGAACACAGACAGCAGUGGCUCCAGACGCUGAUGAGAUGGCCCAUUCUGACCGCUCAGAGAGGGGGGGACGAAAGGGUCACUGGAGGAGGAGGCAGCCUCGCUGGAAUGGACUAGACCACUUCCAUAAUGACAACAGGGGUCCAGUGUUCCAGCAGUAUGAGGGUUACACUUGUCGUGGAGGGUUCAUGGUUGGCCCCCGUCCUCUUCCUCCUGUAGGGAGACACGAUGGCUACUCGGGGGCGCUGGACGAGCUCACACUCAAACACAUGGCCCAGGACUGCAGCUCUGUGAAAAACAAGCUGCUCAAACUCAAUAUUUUAUUACAGAUGGAGGAUGGAGGCUCAGAGCUUGUGAAAGAGGGCGAGGAGGUUGAGGAGGAUAACAGCACAACUAUGCAGUUGGAGGAGCUAAUGAAGGAGGUGCGGGAGCUCAGGGAGGAGCUGAGGGAUAAGGACAGGACAAUCACGCAGCUCACACAACAGCAACAGGCGUCUGCUCAUGCUGACCAGCCUGUGAGCUGUCACUGUCACCAGAGGGCACCGUCGCUGGAAGAGGACAGACAGACGCACCAAGACAAGGCCACACAGACCCCCUGGAGAGGACAAGGAAACAGCCCUGCCCAGGAGGGAGAGAGGGAGAGAGGUAGAGAGAGAGAGAGAGAGACCCCAGAGAUUCCACACUCACCGCCCUGCCCCCAGCUACCACCAGAACGCUGCUGCUUUGUAAAUCAACUUCAUAUUAUCAGACAGCUUCAAAUACUACAGCCUUCCAGCCCCAGCCACCACGAGCACCUCACCCAGGAAAGACUAGUAAAAACAGCCCUCACCGAGGGCCACAGUGACCCCCAGAGAAGGAGGAGCAGGGGAGAUGGGUCCCCUUGCACAGACUCUAACCGCCCUGCUAGAAGCCCGGCCAGGGGUGUCGACACUCCCCCAGUGCCCAACCCAGACGAGUUGAGUGUGCUACUCAGCACCCAGCUCAACAUCAAUGACAGAGAAGGGCCUGGGACCACCCCCAGCCCUACCCAGGGGCUCCCUGCAGCCAGCAGCCCAGCAACAGGAGCGCUGUCCAGGCCAGACGGGGGGCAGCGAGCCUCUCCAGAGGGCCCUGGCUGCCCUCGCAUCCUGCAGCGGCCUCGCCUCCACAUGGGUGUGUCUGUCCCAGCUCUGCCUCAAAGGUACACUAAUGGCUCUCUUCUCCGAUCAAGCUCUGUAGGACUGCUGGCCAACCACAGGACCAAGCAGCUGCCGCCUCCCUCCAGGGGUCUACCCUGCUUCAAUUCUGGUCCCCAGGCAGUGGGCCCCUCCCUGGGCCACGGUGUGCUUGCUCAGCCCCGUACGCUGGGGGUCAGGAGGGACCUCGAGAGCACCAGCCCUCCUAGUCUGGAAAUGCUAGACCUGGGACUUCUCAGAGCUAGAGUCCUGGUUCCCCCCAUCCUGUCACGCCUCCCCAAGCCAAAGAUCCAUUGAAGAGUUCACAUCAUCAAACAUAUUGUACACUAUACUGUAUAACAUCUCUCCUCUUCCACAGCCUCAUGGUUAUGACUGAGAUACGUGGAGGGACUGUUUCUAACUGACAAAUCUCCUUCAUAAAUUGUCCAGUUACUUACUUAGCAGCCUUUCAUUGCACAUAGUCAUUAUUUCUAUAUAUAUGACAAACAUUCAUAUUUUUUAUUUGGUAAUCUCACUUGUGUGUUUUCUUUAAGAACGCCAAGACUGUACAGAAUGCUCCGGUCAACUCUACUCACGCUCACUUGGGUCCUUUCUCUGUAACAGCAGAACAUGGUUUGACCAUGGUCUUCCAUGACAUCAGCAAUGUUACAUUUCCCCCAGAGGGUAAACAUAGAAUGACAGAAAAAAAGCGGGGGGGAUAAGGAGUGGAGCUUUCUGCUCAAACAGGGAAGUGGAUUGAAUGAAGAAUCAUUCAAAGAAAGAGGCUCAAACAUAAACAUAAUUCUCCUGAAUAAACCACAGUUCAUCUUGACGUCCUAUUCCACCUCUAUGAGUAUGUAAGGUGAUGUGUGUCUGUGUGGGUGCUCUCCCUUUCCUCUGAGAUCAACAUCAGUGUUUAUUGUAUUUUGAGUUUAGGGCGAAGGUCAGUUUGAGGAUUUGAGGGUUAUGUUUAUCUCCUCUUCAGAAUAGUGGUUAACGUUUGGAUGCAUCCAGACAUGGAGAGUGUGUUUAACAGUUUCUGACAGACUAUGGCAGCUUCCAUGAAUGUGGGCUAUGGCUGUAAGUUAAUGCCUCUGGCACUCUCUGUUUUACAGUACCGAUUAAUACCAUGCACACAUGAAACACACACACAUAACACACAUCACACACACCAAAUACUCUCACCACUUUGGCGCUGUCCAUAAAUUCAAAUCACUGUACACAGUAGUGUUGUUUCAAGUAAUUUAUUACAGUUAGCUAGAUGGUCAACAGUGUCUUGUUUUUUCAUUUAGUAUAAAUCUGACUGACUGAGAGACACACACACACUUCUGGAAAGUUCUCAUAGGGACAUUGAUCCAUCUGUCCCCUACAGCAAGACAAGAUGGGUGCCAGUGUGGUCCUUGGGGACUGAGCUGAGCCCAGGUGAUGACAGGACUGUGUGUGAGUGUGUGUGUGUGUGUCUGUCUGUUUUGUGGGAGAGAGAAUAUUUGUGUUUGCCAUGGUGAGAUGUCCCAUGCCAUCCGGACCUGUCAGUCAAUACUGCUUGGUAAUUCCAAACAGAGAAAUCAAUAGGACCUUGGUUUUUAGUGAGAAGGGAGGAUGUGUGUGAGUCUCUAGAUACACCAAUCUGGCAGUGUUUUCACUGGGUGUGUGUGUGUGUGUCAGGUGUACAGUAUGUGCCCACAGGCCACAUAAAUAAAGCCAGGGAGAAAGGGUAAUGCUGUUCUCUCCAUCAGCCAAUCAAUAGCUUUCAUCAAUUAUUCUAAAGCAGGAGUAUAACUAUCUCGGGGGUCCAACAGGUCGAUCUCGCAUCCCGUACUCUGCCAUGAUGUGCACUAGGCCUAAACAGAUAAAUCGCUAGCCAAACACAUUCGUCUCUUGCUAGGUGUGCACUUGAAUUAAAGGGGAAUCACACUCAAAUGUAUACUUUUUUUUUUUCAAGACCUUAACAUUUUUAUUUUGAUGUGAUUUAUGCAUUGACAUGGACUCUGAACAUCCAAUGUAGUUGUUUUUCAAUAAGUAAUUGUAAUUGUCUGAGUGAAACAACAGAAAAAAGUAAGCAAAUAAAUGAGUAACUCGCAGCAUUUUUAAAAGUAGAUCUCCUGUUAUAAAUUGCCGGAGACCCCUGAGCUAGCUAAACCAGAACAAAGAGCCCACACUGCAACAGUGUAACUUUAGUCCAUCCCCUAGCCCCGACCCGGGUUCGAACCAGGGACCCUCUGCACACAUCAACCACAGUCACUCACGAAGCAUCGGUACCCAUCGCGCCACAAAAGUCACAGUCCUUGUAGAGCAAGGCGAACCACUACUUCAACAUCUCAGAGCAAGUGAAGUCACCCGAUUGAAACGCUAUUAGCGCGCACCACUGCAAACUAGCUAGCCAUUUCACAUCGGUUACACAACAAAACAAGAGGAAUGAAUUAAUUAGCCAUUUCUAAUACGUUCUCUUUAGUGGCAAAACUAGCAAGCCUUGUUCAUCGUGUUAGUUAAUGGAACAUAGCUGCCUGCCUAUCAUCAUUAGGAUAUUAUACUUUACUUGUUUGUAGCUGUUGUUAAAGAUGACAUAUUUGAUGCAAUUGUGCAGGUUCAGUUUAGGAUAGGGUUGUCCACUGCUGUUUGGUUGUCUGUCAAGGCUUUGGGCUUACUCUGAUCACAUUUCUAACAAAAUGGGGGUUAAGUAAUGUUUGUAAAUCUAUCUACACUGUUAAUGCAACAGGACUAGAGUUCCCUCCUGUUUCUCCACUACUUACACAUAAACCACUAGACGUUUACACACCAGUUAACUCAUUUGCUGAUUACUUACUUAGUUACUAAAGUGUACAUCCGUGUACAUCCGUUACAACCGUUGUGAGAGGUAUUUGUCUAUCUUCAAUGCGUAACAUUUCUUGUUUCUGUAUUUCAUGUCAAAUCACCUAUCCACCCAUCCUGCUGUAAUACAUUAUCCCAUUGCAUAACGUGCAAUAUUGUAAGAAACAACAGCUAUAUUAACCAAUAGAGAUACUGAUAUUGAAGCAACGCUAUAUGCCUAACAACUGUUGUUUACCUAUAUGCAAGUGGAUUUUUUUUUUUGUAAGCUAAUCAGCGAUGCACUUUAAAUGACAGUUGAGACUGAAGGAACACUAAACUGGAGAUUUAUUAAAGAUUUGACUGGAUUUUUUCAUGUUUUCCUUUCUCUGUUUGUCUCCCCUGGAGGUUAUGUGAGACAGCAAUAAAGACUGUAUCAAACUUG
Oncorhynchus keta (chum salmon) is the source of this 6279-nucleotide messenger RNA. It is a transcript of the gene ccser2a, whose product is annotated as coiled-coil serine-rich protein 2a. NCBI's taxonomy places the organism in Eukaryota, Metazoa, Chordata, Actinopteri, Salmoniformes, Salmonidae. The transcript is spliced from 12 exons. Gene Ontology annotation, cellular component: microtubule cytoskeleton. Bases 276 to 3368 code for a protein of 1030 amino acids. Gene Ontology annotation, biological process: microtubule bundle formation. Gene Ontology annotation, molecular function: microtubule binding. The record is from RefSeq and is a predicted model, not a curated record.